CUAGCAUGUGAUCCUGCUCUUGUAUAAAAGGCGGGUUUAAACCAGGCAGGAUGUCAGUUCACACUUGGGCACUAAACAGCUGUCAUAACGAUGGGGAAGGUUAUCUUCUAUGAGGACAGGAACUUCAUGGGGCGCUCUUAUGAGUGCACCAGUGAUUGUUCCGAUAUGUUCUCUUACAUGAGCCGCUGCCACUCCUGCAGGGUGGAGAGCGGCUGCUGGAUGGUCUACGACCGCACCAACUACAUGGGAAACCAGUAUUUUAUGAGGAGGGGCGAGUACGCUGACUACAUGAACAUGUGGGGCUGGGGCAACAACUGCAUCAGGUCUUGCCGCAUGAUCCCCAUGUACAGAGGAUCCUACAGAAUGAGGAUCUAUGAGAAGGACAACUUCAUGGGACAGAUGAAUGAGGUGAUGGAUGACUGUGAUUCCUUCAUGGAUCGCUACCACUGGUCCAGCGGCUGCAUGUCCUGCAAUGUGAUGGACGGCCACUGGCUCAUGUAUGAGCAUCCCCACUACAGAGGCAGGAUGUGGUACUUCAGGCCUGGAGAGUACAGGAGCUUCAGGGACUACGGUGGCAUGAGGUUCAUGAGCAUGAGGCGUAUCAUGGACUCCUGGUACUGAAAAACCUUUCACUGAAAAUUUUGAAAUAAAAUUUCCAUAAUCAUAAAAUCA
Messenger RNA from Silurus meridionalis, 672 nucleotides. Its product is annotated as gamma-crystallin M2-like. The coding region runs from base 91 to 621 and encodes 176 amino acids. The transcript is spliced from 3 exons. The record is from RefSeq and is a predicted model, not a curated record. Gene Ontology annotation, biological process: lens development in camera-type eye; visual perception. Gene Ontology annotation, molecular function: structural constituent of eye lens. Lineage: Eukaryota; Metazoa; Chordata; Actinopteri; Siluriformes; Siluridae.